UCCACGCUGCCCGACGUGGACCUGCAGCUACCCCGCAUGUACGGGGACAACAUCGACGAGCAUUUUCGCCUCCUGGCGCAGAAGCAGAGCCUGCCCUACCUGGAGGCGGCCAACGAGCUGCUGCGGUGUGAGCUGCCCCCCGUGCCCUCGCAGUGGGCAUGGCAGCUCGGCUGGACGCGCUAUGGCCCCGAUGGGCAAGCGGAAACCGUUGACUUCCCCGAGGAGCGGGCGGUGGUGUUGGACGUGGAGGUGUGCGUGGCUGAUGGCCACUGCCCCACGCGGGCUGUGGGGGUGCUGCCUGUCCUCCACAGGUACUCGUGGUGCAGCAAGCGGCUGCUGGAGCAGCGGUACUCCUGGUCCAGCCACCUCACCCUGGCCGACCUCAUUCCCCUGGAGAGCCCAGCUGGCGCUGGCUGUGCUGGGAAGCAGGACUGGCCAGAGAGAGUGGUGGUGGGGCACAACGUGGCAUUCGACCGGGCGUUCAUCAAAGAGCAGUACCUCAUCCAGGGCUCCCGGGUGCGUUUCCUGGACACCAUGAGCAUGCACAUGGCCAUCUCGGGGCUGACGGGCUUCCAGCGCAGCCUCUGGAUGGCUGCCAAGCACGGCAAGAGGAAGGGAAUGCAGCAGGUCAAGCAGCACAUAAAGAAAACACGCAGCAAAACGGAGGGGCCAGCUGUCACUUCGUGGGACUGGGUGCACGUCAGCAGCAUCAACAACCUGGCGGACGUGCACGCGCUGUACGUCGGGGGGGAGCCGCUGGAGAAGGAGGCGCGGGAGCUCUUUGUGAAGGGGACUAUGGCCGACAUCAGGAAUCACUUCCAGGACCUGAUGUCGUACUGUGCCCGCGAUGUCCAGGCCACCCACGAGGUGUUUCAGGAGCAGCUGCCGCUCUUCAUGGAGAGGUGCCCCCACCCUGUGACAUUUGCAGGGAUGCUGGAGAUGGGGGUGUCCUACCUGCCGGUCAAUGGGAACUGGAAGAGGUACCUAGACGAUGCUCAGGGCAUCUACGAGGAGCUGCAGAAGGAGAUGAAGAAGUCUCUGAUGAACCUGGCCAACGAUGCCUGCCAACUGCUGCAUGAGGACAGGUACAAGGAUGAUCCCUGGCUCUGGGAUCUUGAAUGGGACACUCAGGAGUUUAAGCAGAAGAAGAAUCCAGGGAAGAAGAAGAAGAAGGAUCAGGACAGGAACAGCAAAGCCUCCACAGUGGCAGUGGGCACAGACGGGUCCGUGCAGGAGUUGCAGGAAGACCCUGGUCCCCCUGGUGAGGAUGAGGAGCUGAUAGCCCCUGCGAGCCGGGUCUGCCUGGAGCGUCUGAAGGAGACUGUUGCACUGCAACCCAAGAGACUCCAGCACCUGCCGGGCCACCCGGGCUGGUACCGCAAGCUGUGCCUGCGCCUGGAGGAGGCAGGGUGGGUGCCGGGACCCAGCCUCAUCAGCUUGCAGAUGAGGGUGACCCCGAAGCUGAUGCGCCUGGCCUGGGACGGCUUCCCCCUCCAUUACUCGGAGAAGCAUGGCUGGGGCUACCUGGUACCUGGGCGGCAGGACAAUUUGCCUGCAGCCCCCUUGGAGGACGAGGGCCCUCCCUGCCCGCACAGGGUGAUCGAGUACCUGUACAGGCAGCACUGCCUGGAGAGAGGCAAGGAGCAGCCCCCGGGGCCGGAGCCUGCCGUGGAGGAUGAGCUGCUGGUGGUGGAUGGCAGCACGAUGUGGCAGAAGGUGGAGGAGCUGAGCCAGCUGGAGGUGGACACGGAGGAGAAAAUGGGCAGAGUAGACCAGAGCAUGGCACAGGAAGAGAUGGAUGAGCUGUGUGAGCCGGUGGAGGCAAGGAGCCAGCCCUCGUACCAUCACGGCAAUGGUCCCUACAACGAUGUCAACAUCCCUGGGUGCUGGUUCUUCAAGCUGCCUCACAAGGAUGGGAACGCUAACAAUGUGGGAAGCCCUUUCGCCAAGGAUUUCCUGCCCCAGAUGGAGGAUGGCACCCUGCGGGCUGCUGUGGGCCGCACCCAUGGGACCAGAGCCCUCGAGAUUAACAAAAUGAUCUCGUUUUGGCGGAACGCUCACAAGCGGAUCAGUUCCCAGAUGGUGGUGUGGCUGAAGAAAGGGGAGCUGCCUCGCGUGGUGACCAGGCACCCUGACUAUAACGAGGAGGAUGAUUACGGAGCCAUCCUGCCGCAGGUGGUGACCGCGGGUACCAUCACCCGCCGGGCGGUGGAGCCCACAUGGCUGACAGCCAGCAACGCCCGGGCUGACCGGGUGGGCAGCGAGCUGAAAGCCAUGGUCCAGGUGCCCCCUGGCUACUCCAUGGUGGGCGCGGACGUGGAUUCCCAGGAGCUCUGGAUAGCCGCCAUCCUCGGCGAGGCACACUUUGCCGGCAUGCAUGGCUGCACAGCUUUCGGCUGGAUGACUCUGCAGGGAAAGAAGAGCAACGCGACAGACCUGCACAGCAAGACGGCUGCCACGGUGGGCAUCAGCCGGGAGCACGCCAAGGUCUUCAACUACGGGCGCAUCUACGGGGCCGGGCAGCCCUUCGCUGAGCGGCUGCUGAUGCAGUUCAACCAUCGGCUGACGCAGCAGCAGGCGCGCGAGAAGGCUCAGCAGAUGUACGCGGUCACCAAGGGCGUCCGGAGGUUUCAUCUCUCUGAGGAGGGAGAGUGGCUGCUGAAGGAGCUGGACCUGGCUGUGGACAGGGCAGAGGAUGGAUCGGUGUCGGCCCAGGAUGUCCAGCAGCUCCAGAGAGAAGCCAUGAAAAGGUCCCGGAGGAAGAAGAAGUGGGAUGUGGUGGAGCACCGAGUGUGGGCUGGAGGCACCGAGUCCGAGAUGUUCAACAAGCUGGAGAGCAUUGCCUUAUCCCCGUCCCCGCAGACCCCGGUGCUGGGCUGUCACAUCAGCAGGGCCCUGGAGCCUGCCGUGGCCAAGGGGGAGUUUCUGACCAGCAGAGUGAACUGGGUGGUGCAGAGCUCAGCCGUUGACUACCUGCACCUCAUGCUGGUCGCCAUGAAGUGGCUCUUCGAGGAGUUUGACAUCAACGGGCGCUUCUGCAUCAGCAUCCACGACGAGGUGCGCUACCUGGUCCAGCAGCAGGAUCGCUACCGAGCAGCCCUGGCCCUGCAGAUCACCAACCUCCUCACGCGGUGCAUGUUUGCCUACAAACUGGGCCUCCAGGAUCUGCCACAGUCAGUGGCUUUCUUCAGUGCAGUGGAUGUGGACCAGUGCUUAAGGAAAGAGGUGACCAUGAACUGUGUGACACCAUCAAAUCCAACUGGCAUGGAGAAGAAAUAUGGCAUCCCUCAAGGAGAAGCACUGGAUAUAUAUCAGCUAAUUGAAAUAACCAAAGGUUCGCUGGAGAAGAAGUGA
Molecule: messenger RNA, 3354 nt
Organism: Balearica regulorum gibbericeps (East African grey crowned-crane)
Lineage: Eukaryota; Metazoa; Chordata; Aves; Gruiformes; Gruidae
Source: RefSeq, a predicted model, not a curated record